Molecule: messenger RNA, 8930 nt
Organism: Platichthys flesus (European flounder)
Lineage: Eukaryota; Metazoa; Chordata; Actinopteri; Pleuronectiformes; Pleuronectidae
Gene: frmpd1a
Product: FERM and PDZ domain-containing protein 1
Exons: 15
Coding region: 118-6468 (2116 amino acids)
Biological process (GO): signal transduction
Cellular component (GO): cytoskeleton
Molecular function (GO): protein binding
Source: RefSeq, a predicted model, not a curated record
AGAUGAAGACAAGCUUUCUCUGUCCUCUUCAGCAGAACGAUGGACAGACAGAGAGCAGAGCGGGACUGUAACUGGCACCUUCAUGUAGCCCUGCUACUCAGGCCAGAGAGCAGGUAAAUGGAGGUGGAGGACAGGAGCCGCUCCCCAUCCCGUAAGACCAGCCGGGUGGAGCAGGUGGUGGGACGAUGGCUGAGACGUUCUCGAGACUUGGGCAGCAGGUCUCAUUCCCUGAGCAGAGACCGGGUUGCAGAGAAUGGGAAGACUGCAGAGUCCUGUGGCUCUGAUCAGAGGAAUUACCCAUUUCGAUUCAAUAUUCAGAUUCCUCGAGACCCCACCCUCAACUCUCAUGGCCUCACACUCUCCCCCCAAGCCCCCAUCCUGGUACAAGAGGUCACCCCAGGUGGUCCUGCAGAUGGCCGGCUCAUCCCUGGUGACCAGCUAGUGAAGAUCAAUAACGUCGCUGUGGAUGACCUGACCCCAGAGCAAACUGCUGAGAUAAUCAGGGAAUGUCAAGAUAUGUUGACAAUGACGGUACUCAGAACAAUGCUGGGCCCAAAGUCAUCAUUCAUCACACCGGAGAAGAGGGCCAAGCUCAGAUCCAACCCUGUAAAAGUUCACUUUGCGGAGGAGGUGGAAGUAAAUGGGCACUGUCAGGGUAAUUCGCUGUUCUUCCUGCCUAAUGUUCUGAAGGUUUAUCUGGAGAACGGGCAGACCAAGGCCUUUAAAUUUGAACCCAGCACCACGGUCAAGGACAUUGUGAUGACACUGAAGGAAAAGCUUUCUCUGAGCCGUAUUGAACUCUUCUCCCUGGUGCUGGAGCAGCAGCACAGCAUCAGUAAACUACUGCUGCUACACGACGAGGAGAGAAUUCAGCAGGUGGUCCAGAAGAAACAGGCCCAUGACUACAGGUGUCUCUUUCGCAUUUGUUUCCUGCCCAAAAACUUCCAGACACUGUUGCAGGAGGAUCCCACAGCCUUCGAAUACCUCUACCUGCAGGGGGUGAAUGAUGUGCUGCAGGAGCGCUUUGCUGUAGAGAUGAGGUGUAACACUGCCUUGCGACUCGCUGCCCUGCAUAUCCAGGAGAGGUUGGCAAGCUGUGGACAGUCAUCAAAGACCAACCUGAAAAUCAUCACGAAGACGUGGGGCAUUGAGAACUUUGUCUCAUCCACAUUGUUGAGGAACAUGCGAGAGAAGGAUCUUAGGAAGGCCAUCGGCUACCACAUGAAGAAGAGCCAAUCGCAGCACGAUACCAAGCAGAAGGGCGUGGCAGUCGAUCACGCACGGAUAAACUACCUGGAGGAGCUGGCAGAGCUCAAGUCAUUUGGAGGCAAAUCCUUCAGUGCCACCAUGAUGCUCCAGGACAGGGAGUCGAUGGUGACCCUGCUGGUGGGGGCACGGUAUGGGGUUAGCCAGGUGGUCAACCACAAGCUUAGCAUCCUGUCUACCCUUACAGAGUUCACCUGUAUCACACGCAUUGAGCUGCUGCCUGAAUCAGACAAGGUCAGCCUGGUCAAAAUAUACCUGCAGGACAUCAAGCCCAUCACAUUGCUGCUGGAGUCAGUGGCAGCCAAAGAAAUGUCCUGCCUAAUAGCAGGGUACUGUCGAGUUUUUGUUGACCCCAGCUUCAACAUCUUUCCCUGGAUAGAUGACCCCAGGAAGCAUAGAGUGUCUGCUGAGGAAGGUUAUGUCUCCCGCUGUGGCAGCAACUCAGAUGACUCCUCAGACCUGGACAUGGAACCACUAGUCAGCCUGGUGUCUUUCAACGAGAGGCCGUGCCCCCGUGUCAGAUCCUCCUCUGAUAUAGAUGGAAGAAAAAGAAAAGACAAAAGGAGAUACAAAGAUAGGGAAAAGGGAGUUAAAUCUUGGGAAGAUAAAAAACUCAAACCAAAUGAAGAAAAAGAUGCUGACACGGAAAAGGAAAUGUAUCUGCCAAAUACGAAUAAGGCUAAGAUUGAAAACACUGAACACAUAGAGGAGACCGAAGGAGUGUGGGAUGUUGGACAAAUACAGAUUGAAGUAGCAGACAAUGACUCACAGGAACAACAGGAAAAAGUCGGGGAAGAGGGGAAGGUUGGGGUUGGAGAAGAGGUGCAAGUAGUAGAGGAGCAGCCAUCCGAACCCUCUGAUUCUUGUCAAACUGACUCUCGUGUCCUCAACAGCCCCUCCAGCGAUUCCCUUGAUGCUUUGGAGGAAGAUGAUUUACUGUUGUGUUCCUCUUCCUCCAGCUUUCUAAAUGAUCCCUCAGGAACUUAUUCACACAGCAACUCUCCCCUUCAGCUGAAUCCUUAUUUCCAUAGACAUGUCCAGCCUCACCUCCUCGCCCCACCAACAGCUCACUCCCACCCCCUCAUCAACUUCACAAGUCAGGACAGGGGAGGAGGACGCUGCAGGAGGUCAGGCGAUGGAGCUGAUCCUCAACUCAUCGCCCCUAUCUCCACCUCUCAGAACCUUCACAAUGCCCAAAAUGAGAGUUCCCUGUGCUUCGCUGAGCUCUCUCGCCUCGUGGACUUCUUGCCGAGCCCUCCUGAGGCCAGUGAGGAUGAUGAAGAUGAAGAAGAGGAUUUGAGGAGGAGGAGGGAUAUGCUGAAAGAAAUGGACCAGUCAGUGAGAAGAGCAGGUGAAGGAGGAUGUGUAGGUGGGGAGGAUGGUUGUAAAGAAUAUCCAUUGUCCCUUUCCCCAUCCUCUGACUCCUCCCACAUGGACUUUGUGUUUAACUUCAACAAGAGCGAUGCUCGCUGCUACUACAAACUCUGCUCCAGCAUCACCCCAGACAGCGCCCGUAGCCUACCCCGCACCCUGUAUCAUAAUGAGGGCGAGGUCUGCGAAGAAGUGGAGGGAGAUGUGGAUAAGGCUCAAGAGCUGGAGCCAAUCCCCAUCCUCCAGCCACCUCCAGGCUUUGGAGACAGCAGCUCUGAUGAAGAGUUUUUUGAUGCAAGAGAUCGCUUCACCUCGCCUGAAGACCCAGCCUCAGGGGCCCUGCCAAAAGAUAUUUCCACAGAGAUGAAGCUGGACUUGCUCAGUACAUUCAGCCUCAGUGACAUCAGAGUGACACAUGACAAAGCUGGAAGAGCACCAGAGGACGCUAGAGGAGAGGAGGAAAAAGGAGGAGGCAGAGAAACAUUGUUCCAGCUUAGAAAAAGAUCGCGCAAGCGUCGCUCCUUCAUGGAAACCGCUUAUACCUCCAUGGUGUCAUAUCCAGAACCAGAUCCAGAAUCUAAGCAGGACUGUGUUUCUAAUGGGGUUCAUGUAAACCUUUUAGCAGAAGAUAGUGAUGCCCAGAUGUUGAGUUCAGAUCCUGAACCUUCAGAGCAAAGCCAGAAUCCCAGCCCGACUGUCUCCUCUCUGACUCACUCUGAAGGUGAACCAGCUCAGCUUGAGUCAAAACCCAUCCUUUCAAAAGCCUGUUCUAAUGGAUCAGGCUCUCCCUCUGGGUCCCAUGAACCGGCCAUAGAGGCACAACCCUCCUCCAGGACCAAGACGCAAGAAAUGGAGAUGGAACCUGACACAAUGGAAUCCAAAUCGGUUACAGAUCAGUUGGCUACAUCACCAAGUAUUACAGUCGUCCGCUGCCGGGUGGAUCCAGAUGGGAAGGAAAGUGCUGAUCGGAGGGGUGAUGGAAAGGAGGAAGGGGAGGGACAGCAGGCGAUGGGUGAGGGGAAAGAGGAGGAAGAAAAGGAGAAGAUGACCGGGAAGGGGCCUUUCACUUGUCAUAUGUUUCUGCCAGAGAUUUUUAAUGAGUUACAGAAGGACGAAAACAUGGGAGAGGAGAAGAUGGAAGCUGUGAGAGGGUACAGUUCACAGAAACCACUCGUAUGCCCUGAUAAACAGUUAGAAGCCAACACACUGCCAAAAUAUUUGAUAGAAGGUAGUAAUGGCUUUUUGGGAUCUCAUCUAACUACACAAGAACUAAACUCAAGUGUAGAGGGAAAUAUGCUUGAAGUUGUGCGUGACAUGUCAUACUCACCACCACCCCCUCCUCCUUCUUCUCCUCUACCUCCACUCGCAGUUUUUCACGAAUCCCAAAGUGACUGUUUGGUGAGUGACGAAGACAGACGUAAAAAUGUGGAGACCUCGAGCAAAGCAUCUUCUGAGGAGACACCAUUUAGCAAACAAAAUCCCACUAACAAAGCACAAUUAGAAUUACAGGUCACAACCAGUGUUAAUGAAGAUGAUAUAAUUGGUGUUGUAAGUUCUGCUAUGACUACAAGCGAUGAAGUAAGCGACAGCAACAAUUCUGACAAUGUGUUUGACGAUGAUGAGAUGAGUAAUUCUUUAAAUUCUAGUUUAAGUGACAAGAAAGAUGACUGCAGUUUGGCUUCAAAGCAUUGCCUCAUAUCUAAGUAUGUCACUGCAGGGACAGGCGAGUCACAAAUGAGGAAAAAGUCUCCAACCAACACUGAAGCUCAUACAAGCAUGCAUUCAGUUAAGUCUGAUUACACUCGUACUAUAAACUCCAUCACAGCAAAGCUUGGAGCUGCAACUAGCAUUACAUCUCCAACAUUUAAUUCAGCUAUUGGAUCGCAAAGUGCUGUCAAACAUAAAAAUGCUACAUGCUCAAACCAAAAAGUGGAUAAACCCCAUAGUGGUACAACCUUGCCAAGUGCUGACGCCAACAACAGUUUAGCUAGUCCUAAUUUAGUAAAGGCAAACACAGACAUGAUCAAUGAUCUCUCCAAAGAGCCUCCCUCUCCAACUCACUUCCGCUUCCAGGCCUGUUCCCAAAGCAUCAUGGGCCGCUUAUCUGCCUCAACACUUAGGGGGAAGAUUCAGAAUUUGCCCCUAUAUUUAUCGCGCUCCCAGGAAACCCUCCACCAGACUGGUUUGGGGAAUCAAGCCCAGAGUCCUGAGGACAGCAGCAGCAACAAUGUUGAGAUUGCCAUCAUAGUUACAGACGUUCAUGAUGAUACCCAAACUAUAGAUAGUGAACUGGGCACAAUAUCAGAAACAGUAGAUUCAGACGAUUCAGAUACAACAGUUACAGGAUCAGAGGUGGACGGUGAGUUUUUCGUUGAAACAACCCUAAUAGACACUUGUCAUUCAGGUUUAGAGAUCAAAGAUGUAAACUCUUCAUUGCCUGUCCUGACCGAGCCCAAACCAAAAUACCAUCAUCAUUUCCUGCACAGUAUCCAGCACACACCAGGACCAAUAACCGAGCCUCCAGCCUCCAUUGUGAACAGCCUCCAGAGGGAUACUUCAGGCAUGACGGUAGACACCCCUGGCCCUAUAAAACUCACUUCUGAAAAGAACAUGGUCGCAACUCCAGGGGAAGACAAUUCAGGAUAUAAAAUGAACUAUCAGUCACCUUCCUUUCCCCCUCCAAUUGUGGUGACCACACAGAAUUUAAAUAGGGCAGGACUUCCUUUUCAUAAUCAGUCACAGACAGUAGGAUGGACCAGCAGCGACAGGCCCUUGAUGGGUCUUUGUAGGCCUUCAAAGCAGAGUUCAGACUCAGCAAAAAUCCUUUCCUCAGGCUGCAGAGUGUUUAGGAUCUGUGAGGGUCCAUCUGAGACAAAGAUUCCAGACGAGCUUGGGACUACCGUGCCCUUAAAGUCUGAGUUUGGCUGCAGUUCUGUGCUAUCAUCUGGAUGUGAGUCUGUCGUGGAUGGGUUGCAGGUACCACUGGACACUUGUGGCUGCCCAGUGGUCUAUACCAACUGCUUUAGUGGAGGUGACAGCUUUGACGAUGAGCUGACUGUCUACGAGUUCUCUUGCCGCACACAGAGCACUAGUGUGACUCAGACUUCAGGAGCAGUUCUUCCUCUCAUGACUUCUCCCUGUGUUCCCUCCUUUCUCUCCCCUUCCUCCAACCACUCUCCCUCCUUUCCACGCUCAAUCCUCUUCUCCUCCUCUACCUCUGAGCUCAGCCCUCUCCUCUCCCCACUGUCCGACACCUCUGACUGUUUCCCUUCUCAAACGCACAAGGAAAUCAUCAGUCGUUUAGGUCGGCAGCGCCAUCUAGAACCCCCUGCAGGUUUUCAAGAACUCCGUGUGGAAGUGGACCAGCUCCUCUCAAUUCUAGAGAGUAGCGGUAGUGACCGAUCAGCGACUGGUCACGGAAGUCGUCACUCCCGGGACAACUGUCCUGCUCACUUUACAGAGAACAAGCGGGUGCUCCAGAUGGAGGCCCGGAGUCUGAUGUCAAGCUGCCAGAAGGUAGUGGGGAUUGAGGAGAGCCCUGUCGAAAUGCUUCACUCCCUGGGGGACAGCUUCCGAGCCCUUGUGAAGUUGGCGAGCAUAUGCCUGUGGUUCUCUGGUUGCGACAGGUGUGACCGGAGGAAUGCGGAGGCAGUUGCCGGGCUGGUAGAUGUGUCACGCUCAUUCAGGGACUUCUGUCUGGCAGCAGAACGAGCCAGCAGCAAGCGCAGCUGCCAGGACCUGAGCACCAAGCUGCUCGCCAAACAGUGCACGGCGCUCACCGCUUCCGUCUUCUGCUUCACUCAGCUGUUCCGCACCCUCACUGCACUAUAGUGGACUACAGCCUCUGAAGAUAUUGAAGGGACCUUCUAGCAACCGCUGUGUCACCUGAGAUAGAUGGGGGUCACCACAAGUGUGACCUGGGACAGUCAAUGGGUUUAGAAGGGCAGAUAAGUAGGAGAUGAGAUUACCAGGGAGCUCCACGACUGUUCAAACUACCACAGAAACUCUCAACACCAUAGAGUCAGUUUGCACUGAUCAGGCCAGAGGUGUUUGAGAUGCAUGUGGUGACUUCCAAAUUCCUAUAUGCAAGUACUGUAGCCCACAAACCACACAGUCAGCCAACAACUAGACUGUAGAGUGGUGCAAGCUCCUUAAGCAGACCCUGCUUGCAUUCCAGUAUUGAGGAAGUGAUGUACUUGAAUGUAUUCUAUGUAGUCUAACAUGUUUAUUUAUUUUUUAUUUCAUCUGAUUAAUGAGUGUCUGUGCAAGCGAGGAAAGUAAAGAUAAGGAUGCAAGACGUUUAGAAAUGUUUUAAGGCAUACCUUUGGAAAGAGGAACAGUGGUGUGUGAAAGUCAUGGGCCUUUUGCAAGCACAUUCAUCCUCAUAUACAGGAAGUGAAUCCGUCUUAGAUUCAUGCAUUCAUUAACAGGCUCACUGACUGUGAACGUUUUGUCCUCUCAUCUUCUGGUUAGAAACACUGCAGUUUACUGAUGCUUACAUACUGUAUCUUUAUAGUCUCUAUAGGCGGACAGCCAGGACUUCUUUGAAUGUUACUGUUUACAAAACCAAAAAAAUGGAGUGAGACAUUAUUUGAUGGAUUCACUCAAAUCAAGCCUGAAGUUUGCCAUUUUAUAAAUAUAGUAGCAGAAUGCUGAGUAUGCACAUUAUAUGACUUUAUAAAACAAUAAUUUGAAUGAGGUGCAGUCCUUCACAUAUUCAGUUUAUUGUCCUUUUGACAUUUGGUAUGAUUUAUCUAAAUGUAAUGCAUUUUCCUAGCUUUUCUCCCAUUGGUUUGUCAGCACUUUCUCCACCUCCAGAUGAAACCCUCGAUCCUCCAGUGCAUGCUAAUACAACUGUUGAUCCUUUUAAUACAUUUGUUUAAGUUUUUUCUAUUUGGCACUAACAUUUGUCCAUUGAGAACAAGAAAAGUCUAAAAGAGACCGUGUGAAGAUGAUAUCCAACAGCUAUUUAUGAUAUUCUGUAUGGUUUUGUGAGAAUUUAAGAAUUUUAAGUUUCACAUUUCACACUUGUGUCUAAGCUUUUUGAUCAGCCAGGAGGGAAGCUCACAUCUGCUGACUUAGACUACACUGUUGCUUGCACAAAGUGCAUUAUAACUACAGAUUUACCAGUAUAGCCACAAAUAAUAUUAACACUGUAACUGAAUAUGGGAACAGAUACCUUAAGCAGUGCAGGAGUCAGGUAUGCAGUACUCUUGGCUAUCUGUAUGUUCCUUAUUUAGACUUUGAGUGACAUAUUGAGUGGAGGGGUCAGUGUCAGAAAGUAUCUGUUGGACUGAUGCAAUCAUUGGUCGAAAGCUUCUCACCAGAUCUUAGGUCACAAAACCAUGUUUUACCUGAUUAACCUGAAGCGUAUUGUAGUGGAAAAGCUGUUGUAUUGGAGCGUUUUCACUGAGAAUCUUAAAAUGAUAAGGAUUGACGCACACUGGACCGGCAUGUUAAAUGGAGGGAUUAAAGUCAGAAAUAAUUUCACCUCUACAAUACAGGGAACACAAUAUGUUUUUGAGUGUUUCUAAUUAUAUUUUCUACAGAAAUUGAAAGACUUUUAUUGGUUAAUGUGUAAUGAUGUGUUCCCUUGGUUUUAAAUGAAUACGAUUUCCUCUACUUUAUUCCUGAUUUGCACCAGAGAAAAUGUGAAUUCCUUUAACCACAAUCUCAAUGUGGAAAUUGCCCCAAAGACAUUAUAGAAAAUUUUCUUUCUUCUUUUUUUAAUCAUCUGUGCUCACAAAGCAUGCUUUUAUAAGCCAUACAAUGCAUUGUUUCAUCAGGGACUUUAUAUGUGAAUGAAUCAAUGAUGAUGUCUACUCCUGCUUUGUAAUGCUCAUGUCACCAUUAAAAACUUCAAUAUUUUCUUUUUGCGGUUCCUUUAUUACUUCAUCUAUUUGUGCCACUUUUGCUAACACCGCCGAAAACCCUCAAGGACAAGUUCAUUUACAGUCAGCAGACAGAAAAUCUUUACACAAUUUACACAGUAUGUUACUCAAAAAUAGACUUGUAGGGGAGAGCGGGGUAAUGUGGGACAUUUUUUACAUUUUCUCCCCUCUAGGCGAGCUAAAAUGAUAUACCAGUAAAAUUUACCCAUUUCCCAUUAAUUCAGGAUGUUUUCUAGCAAUGGAAAUUAUCUGGUCUUCAGGACACAGGACAGUGACAAUAUGACUGUUUUAAAAAAUGUGGUCUUGUGUCCCACUUUACCCCAUCUACGGGGUAAAGUGGUCCACUUACUUUUUCCACUUUAAAACUACCAUAACUAUGGAGGACCAUACAUGACCUAAGUA